UAACAUUGAACGUCGAUAUAUUGUGCAGCGCUCAAUUCACCCAGAGUGGAGGAAGAUAGCCAGGGAGGAGGUGGCCUCAAUUAGUGGUGUUAUCCAUUUCUCACUGGUCACUUGUUGGUCCCCUGUGGUUUUAACCAGGCUAUGUGUGACAGCACUGAAUCCAAAUGGAAAUGAAUUCCAAGACCCUUUCGUGAGGUCACAGUGUAAAACCACACAUGUGUGUGAUGGAGGCACAGACGCGUAUCUCUGCCUGUUACUGUUACUGUUACUGUUACUGCUCUCUCCCCGGCCGGCCCGCGGCUAACGGCUGCAUAUGUAUCCUCGCAGAUCGGUGCCAAGUGCCUCAGUGCGGCAUGCGGGUGGCACAGGGACGGCUGCCCAGUGUGUGAGCCCCCCCUCCCUCCCCCCGAUCAGCUGAGAUGAUUAUGCCGCUGCACCACGCCUCCGUCAUCCCCCGCGAUGUCACUUCCUCCCGCCUGUCAGGAAGCAGCAAGACCAAGGAGCGUGACCGGCAGGCAGGAAGUCCCACCUCUGUCAACGUGCCCUGCAACCUGCCUAGGACCUCCGUCACGCCGUCCAUCCAGGACAUCUGCAGCUCUCAUGCGACGGCAGUGCGUGCGGGCCCCCAGCAGCCGCUGCAGACUGCGGCGGUGCUCCCUCCCUGCGGGGGACCCCCGGUGACCGCUCUGUGCCUGGCCUCUUCCCCUUUGAGCCCUGACUGGCUCUCGCUGCUGCGGGCGGGUGGCCCGCUGCGUUCCUCCCGCUCGCUGGACGACGUGGGCCCCCGGCCGGGCAGCCUCUCCCACGGGCUUCGCUUUAUCGACCGGCCGAGCUCCGAUGGCGAGCUGGCCCCGCCCGCCCUGGCCCCCCUGCUCUCCAACACCUGCAAGCUGAUCGGUGGGCUGACGGGGAUACUUGCCCCCGUGCCCCGCCCCCCCAACGUGGGAAGCCUGGGCAGCUUUGCAUGCGGUCUGCACGUCUCCAAGUCCUCAAGCUGCAUCCUGGGGGUCAGCGAGCCGCCCAGUGAUGAUGACGCGUCCCUUGCGCGGCCCGUGUGGCCCCCGGUGGCUCCUCUUUGCUCCCCAGAGGGGGACAGUGAUCUGGACCGCUGCUCCUCCACCCCGUCAGACAAAACUGUCCCACUCUCUCCCUAUUCGCUGUCAGCUGAUUGCUGCAGGUUGGUGCUCUGCUCUGUGCUUCCCCUGCAUCCCGCUUCCUGCGUCUUGCUAUGGCUUCCCCACCUCCUCCUGUCUCCUGCCUCCUCUGCCUGUUUGUCUUAGAGUCUGCAGUUUGCUUUUUAGUAUAUUUUGCUGCUCAUUGCAUAUAAACAUGACCCUGUUCUGCCCCUCUGAGUGAUGAGCGGUGGUCUGUGCCCCCACCUACGUGACCUCCAUGUGGAGCCCCUGUGCAGAGUGAAUGACACCUAACCUGCACAUUACUCCAGUCAUGCAGGCACCUUCUGAUAGGUGUGCUGACCUGCUUUUUGGGGAACCUCUACCUCCAAGCUGUCUCUGGACCAUGCAGCUGGUCCAGCUUAUCAGAUGUUGGCUACUAUUCUUCUAGUUUACUUGCUAUCUCAGAGUGACCUUUUGCUGAUCCUCCUCCUCU
Paramormyrops kingsleyae is the source of this 1608-nucleotide messenger RNA. NCBI's taxonomy places the organism in Eukaryota, Metazoa, Chordata, Actinopteri, Osteoglossiformes, Mormyridae. The record is from RefSeq and is a predicted model, not a curated record.